This is a messenger RNA of Acytostelium subglobosum LB1, 2094 nucleotides long. RefSeq lists its product as hypothetical. The record is from RefSeq and is a predicted model, not a curated record. Lineage: Eukaryota; Evosea; Eumycetozoa; Acytosteliales; Acytosteliaceae.
AUGAGUAAUAUAAGUAUUCACUCAGUAUUUCAUAAUAGAGUGUUGUGUAGACUGAUCUUUGUUCAUGUCAGUGACAUCCAUAGACAAUGGUGCAAGAAUAAUGAGGUUCCGGAUGACGAUAACAUUCAAUUCGAGAGAGCCAUACCUCUGCCUCGUACGAUAAAGGGUUCAAAGUUACAAGCCAAUGGGAAUCUAAUAGAGAUGAUUAGAUUCAAUCAUUCAUCAUUGUUCAUCCAAACAUUCGACAACAACGUUGUGGAUCGACACAAUCUAAACUUCCACUAUCUCUUCUCGAGUGCAGCGCACUACAACAACAUCACAGUGUUCAAACAUCUCAUCAAAUACGUCAACGACAACAACAAUAAGUUCAGUAGUGGCAUAAAGAUGAUACUGGUUCAGGACUCCAAUACACUUCAGGAACUGUGUAGACAUGGCAAUGUUGACAUGCUCCAGGACUUCCUUGCAUUGUCCCCAUACUGUGAGCUGCCUGGCGAAAUCCUGGACCGCCUCCCCGUCGCGGUAGACGCUGGCAACGAACAAUUUGUCAGAUUGUUUCUUAAGCGCUUCAUACCAAUCGAGCGCUCUUACAAACAUCGUGUCAGUGUGGCCAAGUUCAGAUCAAGAUGUGGAGUGUCCAUUGGCAUGCUCAAGAUUCUACAUGAGGAGGCCAAGCUUCUUAAUAAUCAUACGGCACUAUUGAAUCAAGUUCUCUAUCACUCAACAAAGAACAACUCAAUGGACAGUGUACAAUAUAUUAUGGAUAAUAUUAGAGCGCCGUUGAGGUUAGACAGAAGUCUAAACCAGGUCAUCACAAAGUCUCUUGUUCGUUGUGCAAAAGUUGGCAACAUAGCAAUGUUUGAAGCAAUCAUCAACGCGGACAUAUUGUCUCAUUACCCUUUGAGGCAUUUCAUCAAAGAGAUUCUGUAUCCAGCAUUGGACCAUGGUCAAGAGUCAUUCAUCAAACACCUAGUCAUUAACCAUCCAUUCAAAAACCAUUACUUUAAAUCAUGGUUUAAGUGUAUAGAUUCAUCCAACAACAACAAUCAAUCACAAUCAAUCGAGUUCUGCGUUGCCAACCUGGACAAAAUCAAAUUAAGCAUGAUCGUUUCUAUGGCGAUCCGUCUCGAUGAUAAUUCAAGUGCAGAGAAACUACUAUAUUACCAAGAAUUCAAUGGCAAUCUCUUCCGAAAGAUGUCCAAGUCGAUGGCUGAGCUGAUCACAGGUCCCAGACCGCAUGGGAAAAAUCCCUAUGUAUUCGAUGUAUCAUCAAUCUUACACAUGAUCGAGGCCAUCGGACAGUCGAGAAGCACCAUCACCCCAGAUAUGGUCUGUCAGUACAUAGAGAAUUGCUACAUAAUCACCAACAAUGAAUACGAUCAGGAGGACGAGGUGGAUAAGCCUUGUCGGUUGAUGUGGGCCGCUGCGGCACACUCAGCCAAGUUGAUGCAACUUCUCCACACUCGGUACAAACUAGACUACGAUGCAGGUAGUCUAGAGGUAGCCUUGGAAAAGAGAUGUAGAGAGACAAUAUCAUUACUAUUCCAACAAGAUGUUCACAACUAUAACAUUGGCAAUCAACGGAUCAUCAAUGGUCUACAUAGUUUAAUGGCCAAAGGAUCGUUGGAGGAUGUGGUCUACGUCCUGGACCAAUUGACUUGGGUCAGUUAUGAUUGGCCAGAGAUCUUGGUGAGUGCUUUGCUCAAUGAUGACAUCAAGGUGUUUGAAUACACCAUCAAGAUGUUCACAAUUGAUCAACUGGAUGACACACUACUCAGCACUGUGGUCGACUUGGUUCUCCGUCGCGAUUGGCUUCACAUUUUCAAGAUGCUAGUUCAACGAUGUGAUGAUGAAGAAGAUGUGUCGUUUUCCAAUAGAGUAAUGGCAAUAGCACAUUCUUAUAAUCUUAGUAAGCUGGCGCGAAGUAAUUCAUAUCAAUCAUUGGAGUACCUCUUCAACAACUUCCCAACACCAACUACCAUGUCACAACAAUUGUCUAGUUGUCACUCAAUCAUGUAUCACGCAUAUCAGAGUGUAACAACUCGAGUGAUCAAAUUGUGCACUGAUAAGAUAAAUGCUAUCAAUCAAUCAAUCAAU